Dothidotthia symphoricarpi CBS 119687 is the source of this 911-nucleotide messenger RNA. RefSeq lists its product as uncharacterized. The record is from RefSeq and is a predicted model, not a curated record. Bases 150 to 713 code for a protein of 187 amino acids. The transcript has a single exon. NCBI's taxonomy places the organism in Eukaryota, Fungi, Ascomycota, Dothideomycetes, Pleosporales, Dothidotthiaceae.
UUCCGUCAGCUUGUGAACCUCAUCGAGCACGUGGAUUGCUGAGGAGACUACUAUAGAUGCCAUCGGGCACGAUGCGAAUCGGUGGUGUUGAAAUCAGAUGAAGCUGUAUCGCGUCAUCAGAUAGAGGACGCACUGCACCACCCCUGCCGAUGUCUGCUCGAUCGCUGGCAUCACAAGAGCGCUCAAGACCCCACCAUAAAGAGCAGGCUCUGGCGUCAUCUAGAACUUGUAGGUCGUCAGCACUCAAGCAAGCAGCCGACAUGUCACUGACACGCAUACUGUCCCACAGCCGAGAGAAGACCCUACCGUGCUUUCUAUGCAAUUGGGUCUUGGAAAAGUCCAACCUUUCCCAGUAUCUCCACCAUCGGCGAGUGCAUGGCGCAGAAAUGACGGCGAAGAGGACGGCAGGGUCGAGGCGGUCAGAAGCUGCGGCGGUAGCAGAAGCGAGACGGUUGAAGGCUCGGCAGAAGCAGCAGGGUUACAACACUCGCGAUACGUUGGGCAUGUGGGAGGGUGAGAAGUUCGCCGAGGCCAAGCUGGAGGCCCUGUCCGUCACAGGCCACCAAAAUCCCACUGAUGACGAACCACAGCUUUUAGAAGAGUGCGUAAAUGACCGCAACACUGGAAAAGGAUGUUAUAGUUUCGGGCCUAGUUUUCUACCCAAUGAUCUUGGAGUAGGCAUGAGAAGCAUAGCAGUGCGGUGCAUGGCAUGAAUCCAGAUAUGCUCAUCACAGUGGACAGCGAGAUGAGCUUGAUGAAUGCAACUUCCUUUGCACAAGGACAUCCAGUCAUCUGGACGUUCACCCAUCGGGUAGAAUGUCGAACCAUAGAUAAACACUUAUACCCAGCAGUCCCCGUUUUUCGAACUACCCAAAAGUGCCUCCGCAUCGCGGUUAUCAGAAACCAAAACU